AUGACUCGCAGCUCGGCUCGGGCUCAAUCGGCUCAGAGCCGCCGCGCUGAGCCCGAGCCGCUGACUCCGCGGCAAGGCCGAGCGGCUCGGGGCGAGGGCCGUGACCAAGAGGGCGAGGACCGUGACCAAGAGGGCGAGGACCGUGACCAAGAGGGCGAGGGCCGUGACCAAGAGGGCGAGGGCCGUGACCAAGAGGGCGAGGGCCGUGACCAAGAGGGCGGAGGCCGUGACCAAGAGGGCGAGGGCCGUGACCAAGAGGGCGAGGGCCGUGACCAAGAGGGCGAGGGCCGUGACCAAGAGGGCGGAGGCCGUGGCCAAGAGGGCGAGGGCCGUGACCAAGAGGGCGAGGUCCGUGACCAAGAGGGCGGAGGCCGUGACCAAGAGGGCGAGGGCCGUGACCAAGAGGGCGAGGGCCGUGACCAAGAGGGCGAGGGCCGUGACCAAGAGGGCGGAGGCCGUGACCAAGAGGGCGAGGGCCGUGACCAAGAGGGCGAGGGCCGUGACCAAGAGGGCGGAGGCCGUGACCAAGAGGACGAGGGCCGUGACCAAGAAGGCGAGGGCCGUGACCAAGAAGGUCCUGCCGAGGCCACUCGGCUCAGGGGCGGCGUGCGGGCGACGAGUCGGGGCGGACCCGCGUGGGGGGCCGCGCGGGGCCCCCCUCUGACUGCCGCGCUGCGGGUGGUGCGGGAGGAGGAGGAGGAGACGGCGGGCAGAGCGGGGGGCCGGGGGGGCCCUGGGGACGGGGUGGAGCUGGUGCGGCUGUGCAGGCCGUGUGGGGAGGAGCAGCAGCAGGGCAGCAGCAGCAGUUGUCUGGUGGAGCUGAGCUGCUCCGGCCGCGAACUUUCGGUGGCUGCCGUGAGCCUGGAGAGCGAAGCGCGAACCGUGGAGCUGUACGCCGAGGGGGAGUACGUGGGGAGCGCGCGGGGCCAGCCUCUGCCUGGAGGAGUACAUUGUCCUGACAAUGGUGAAGAAGUGAACCUGUACAAGACACACAUCUGUCUCGAGUUUCCAUCGCCAUCCUGCGAGCUCAAGUUGAUGUCCCUGGGUGACAAGGAGUAUGUGAGGAUCAGAACCCUGACCGUGUUGGUUCGUGAGCGAGGGGCCCUGGGUGGAGCGGUGAUGAUUCCCGGUGUGACGCCCACGGUGGACAUGGACAGGGUGUGCUCCAUGAUGGAGUCGAUGGGAGCAACGCUGUCUCCAGGCGCACAGAGCCUCAUGGGCAUGGUGCAGCAGCAUCAGCAGAAUCGGAAGGCUGCCGGCAGUACACUUCAGGGCAUGCUCAUGGCGGGAUUCUGCUCCCCUCUCGGCGGCGUGGACAUUGCCUCCAUGCUGAAGCUCGGCGUGGCAGCCGCCGCCAACGCAGCGGGCGCGACACGGGGCCCGGCCCUCGAUGGCGCCCUCCCCAGCGAUGCGCUGAUUCGCUCUCUUCACGUGGCUCCGUCAGAAGAUUGCCGCGAGCCGCCGGCACCAGGACACGGGAAUUCUCCAGCUCUUGCAGAAGGCGCCUCGGGAAGUGCGAGGAGUGAGAAUGGCGCUGGCGCUAGCAACGGCACCCGGCCGUCGCCAAACGCCGCACAGGCACCGAGGAGCGAUGCCAACGCGGCCUCGGCAUGCCAGGCCUUGGCGAGCCAUGCACAUAAGCACAGCAGGCAGCGGUGCGUGGAGAGAGAGGAGGGAGAGCCGGUUGAUGCAGAAGCGCCACCGAGAAGCCCUGGUCACUGGGAUGACCCAGAGCGGACACGGGGGGACUCGAGAGACAGCGGCUUGUUGGGGAAGUGGAGCGACGAAGCGAACGUAGGUGCCCGCCCGGUGUUGCAGCACAGGGAGGAUUGCCGUCAGCAAGGACCGCCACCGGCGCCGGGCGGUGGCGCUGGCAGUGCGGAGGACGCACGCUCUCUGGAAAGGCUGCUGCUGGCCCGAGUGGAGGAGUCGGAGAGGAGACUGAUGGGCUUUGUGGAGCUGCGACUGCAGGCCCUGCAGGCCCACAUUGAUGCACAGUUCACGGCCGUUCGCCGGCUCAUCAUAGAGAGCGUUGGUGCGCCCAAGGCAGCCGGAGAGACCCGGAGUGCGGGGUGGGACUCCGUUCCUAAUGAAACAUCUGCCACGGAUUGUGCCACGGAGUCAACACAGUCGUGACUCAGACUGACGGAUGUUUCUACGUAUUGUGUGCAUCCUAAAAAGUAUCAAAGCCAUUGAUUUGCUUUGUGUAUUCCUCCUCCCACAUGUCGACGGGUCACCGGUGAUCUUGACACGUUUUCCCUGCUCAGGUGGCCGCUUGUCUCCAGGACGCCUGUGAGAGCCAGUCGAGGCUACAGGCAUGACUCGGUGGAACAAAGUUGCCGUAUUUUGGGGGAUUAAGGUUUCUAGACCGGUGGACAAAAGCCCACCCCACUGUUGCCAAUGAGGCUAUCCUAGUAUCUUGAGUUCUCGCCUGGUUGAAAAAAUAAACUCGAACUUCACCAA
This is a messenger RNA of Petromyzon marinus (sea lamprey), 2463 nucleotides long. NCBI's taxonomy places the organism in Eukaryota, Metazoa, Chordata, Hyperoartia, Petromyzontiformes, Petromyzontidae. The record is from RefSeq and is a predicted model, not a curated record.